UAAACAUGCAAAAACCCUAGAAAGAACCUUUUCCAUUAGGGUUUAAGAACCAAACCACGCCCACACGAAUCGCCUUCAGCAUCGUAUAUAAGAUUACUUCCUUUUCAAUACAAAGAGAUGAAAUUUCAAUUUUUUCUCAAAAACCUUUUGUUAGCUCUCCAGGUCCUCAAUCUUUCUCCUCUUGGAGAUGGUUGGGUUUAUAGAUGAACAGAUUGAAGAAGAUUCUAAUCAACCCUCAAAGCUCAACACUUUGAAGGACCCACUUGGAUACGUUGAUCCCAAACUCAUCGAUUUAUCGUUCGUGGAUACUUUUCUCGAUUUUGAUUCAAUGGAGGAUUGGUUUCAAGAUUGCCCAACCCCAGAUUGGGCUAAUUCAGGGGAUGCUGAAGUAGCGGUUGAAGAGAAGAUAAUACCGAUGGUUGAAGUUGGGCCUUGUGGGGAAACUGGGCCUCAACCAAAUUUGGGUGGGUCUAAGCAAAAUGAGGUGGAUGUAUCUGGUCUUGCAGUGAAAUCGGAACCGGAGGAGUUUGCAACCGAGCGGACUUCGAGUUAUUGUAUCGCGGAUGAGAUGAGCAAAGUUAAUUUGGUUGAGGGAUCGAGGUCUGUUUUGGCUCCUUGUGAUAAAAGUGAUGCAGCGAGUGAUGUGGGCAAGAGCAAGGGUGAUGACGAGGGUGAAAGUGGUUCUGAAACGGAGAGUGAAAGUUCUUCACCUUCUACUAGUAGUAGUAGCGAAGAUGGUGAUGAUGAGGACGAUGAAGAAAGUUCUUCAGCUUCUAGUAGUAGUGAUGAUGAGGACGUUGACACCAAAGGUGAUGAAGAGGAAGGGGAGAAAAAGGAAACGAAUGUCAGGGAGUUUGAAGAAGGUGAGAUAAGGGAUGAUGAUGGAGAGAUGACAUUUGGUGGCACUGAUGAGGAGGAAGAGAAGUUGGUAAAUGCUGAUAAAGAUGGAAAGGAUUUGGUUACUUGGAGUGAUGUUGAAUUCGAUGAUGCUGAUAAUGAGGAUGGCGGAGCUGCUUUGGGACCCAUCAGGUCAAAGAAUGAGCUUCAGGAUCUACCUAUGGUUCCUGCAGUGGAAGUUUCCCUGCAACCACAUCAUCAACUACAGACUGUCGGUGUUGUUUUGUCGAUGAUGGGUGCCAAAGUUAUCGUUGAAGGAGUGGAAAAACACAACCCUCUUGAUGAGGGCUCUAUCCUCUGGGUGACUGAAAGCAGAUCCCCACUGGGACUAGUUGAUGAAAUAUUUGGACCUGUCAAAAAUCCUUACUACGUCGUAAGAUACAAUUCUGAAAGUGAAGUCCCUGUGGGGAUCCAUGAAGGCUCUUCGAUUUCAGUUGUUCAGGAUUUCGCCAACUAUGUUCUUAAUGACAAGAAUCUCUACAAGAAAGGGUAUGAUGCAUCUGGUGAGAAUGAUGAAGCGUUGUCCGAAGAUGCGGAGUUUUCAGAUGAUGAAAAAGAAGCUGAGUACCGAAGAAGGCUAAAAAUGAGCAAGAGGGGCAUGGAUGACCAGAAAUUUGGAAACAAGAAAAAUGAUAAAAGGAAGCUUAAAAACAAAGAAGGGGCCUGGAAACCUAAUAUGGCUGCACUGCAGAAUACACCGAUGGGUAAGGAUCACUUGCCACCCAAUCAAAAUGAUAAAAGGAAGCUUGAAAACAGAGAAGGGACCUGGAAACCUAAUAUGGCUGCACUGCAGAAUACACCGAUGGGUAAGGAUCACUUGCCACCCAAUCAAAACCAGCAUCAAACAUUACUUGUUGCCGCAUCAACAAAUCAAGGUAAUUGUUCGUCAACAUCAGCCAUCCGACAAGAUUUUCCUAACUCGAUGAGCUGGGCUCCUCCAUUUCAACAGAUGGCACAGACUACAACUGUUUUCCCGCCUUCAAAUGGGAUGUGGAUAAAUGGGGUGCCGUUUCAGCAGCCGCAAAGUGCUGUUGUACCUGGGGGGUUUACGCCUCAUUUUAUGCCAUGGCCUGCACAAAAUAAUCUGCAGCACCCUCAUCAGAUGCCUUUUCCAAUGCAGAUGCCAUUUCAGCAGCCAUUUAAUCCAAUUCCUGGGUCUCUUCCUAACUUCGGAUUACCAGGUGGGCAGCUGAAUAUGUAUCCAGGGCCAUUACGCAAUGCAAAUCCUGGGCUUGUGGGGCAAAACGGCUUCAGCCAAACUGGACCAGGCAUGUCUUUCCAGGGCCAAUUUACUGGCCCAGGCACCAAUGUAGGGCAAAACGGGAGCAGCCAAACUGGAUCAGGCAUGUCUUUCCAGGGCCAACUUACUGCUACUGGGUCAGGCACCCAUGUAGGAGACCAAGCAAGUUCGUCCAAUGUAUUAAAUGUAGAACAAAACUCAACUUCGCAGCCAUCAGCUAUUCCUCCAGCCAGUACUCAAACCCAGCAAUUCAAUAUGGGUGCAAAUUCAAGUCGUGGAAGGAAAGGAUAUCGAGGGGGUGGUCGGUUUGGUAGAGGGAGAGGCUGGUGGCAAUCAAGAUGAUGGGUUCGUUAGGUGUUAUUUGUUUGUAUUUAGCCUUGUUUUUGUUGUAAAAAGACAACCUGAAUUUGGUUAGUAUUCUAAAACUAUUUGUUUAUCUGCAUUGCUUCAAAUAUGCGUCGACUCCUGAAGGAAGGUGGUUUGUAUUGCCCUACUUGAGGUGGUUGUAUCUGUAAGAUUUGUAGUAUAAAUUCUAGCUUUUAUGCUCAUUGCGUUCCAUGACCAGGUGAA
This is a messenger RNA of Tripterygium wilfordii, 2707 nucleotides long. RefSeq names its product H/ACA ribonucleoprotein complex non-core subunit NAF1-like. Gene Ontology annotation, biological process: box H/ACA snoRNP assembly; ribosome biogenesis; pseudouridine synthesis. Gene Ontology annotation, cellular component: sno(s)RNA-containing ribonucleoprotein complex. NCBI's taxonomy places the organism in Eukaryota, Viridiplantae, Streptophyta, Magnoliopsida, Celastrales, Celastraceae. The transcript is spliced from 3 exons. Gene Ontology annotation, molecular function: RNA binding. The record is from RefSeq and is a predicted model, not a curated record. Bases 188 to 2479 code for a protein of 763 amino acids.